Chiloscyllium plagiosum (whitespotted bambooshark) is the source of this 714-nucleotide messenger RNA. Its product is annotated as putative transcription factor Ovo-like 1. Gene Ontology annotation, biological process: regulation of transcription by RNA polymerase II; epidermal cell differentiation. The record is from RefSeq and is a predicted model, not a curated record. Gene Ontology annotation, cellular component: nucleus. Gene Ontology annotation, molecular function: DNA-binding transcription factor activity, RNA polymerase II-specific; RNA polymerase II cis-regulatory region sequence-specific DNA binding. NCBI's taxonomy places the organism in Eukaryota, Metazoa, Chordata, Chondrichthyes, Orectolobiformes, Hemiscylliidae.
AUGCCGCGAUCGUUUCUGGUCAAAAAGCAACACGCCAAGUGUGGCUCUCGCAACUGGGGAGACAUAUCGGAUGAUCAGCGAGGGGAUUUCUACAUUCCAGAAUGUUUAGACAGGCAGCAGUGUUUACCUGACCGAGGUAACACAAUGAGUGGAAAGGACACAUGGGAAAGAUCAUUUGAUAAAGGAUUCCGUGAAACAGAUCAGCGUGAAGUACAGCCAGUGCUGAAAACAGCCAAGGCGCAAUCAGCCUACACCCAGGGCCAUUUCCUCUGCUCCUCCUGCAGCAAGAUCUUCCCGUUACACCGCAUGCUGACCCGCCACCUGAAAUGUCACAGUGCUGUGAAGAGGCACAUCUGCAACUUCUGUGGAAAAGGCUUCAACGAUACGUUUGACCUGAAGAGGCACAUGCGAACACAUACAGGUAUCCGGCCCUACAAGUGUGACCUGUGUGAGAAGGCAUUCACACAGCGAUGUUCCUUGGAGUCCCACCUGAAAAAGAUUCACAGCAUACACCAGAACUAUGCCUACCGGGAACGGCGCUCCAAGAUUUUCGUCUGUGAGGACUGCGGUUUUACGUCUAAUCAAGGGGACACGUAUUUCCUCCACAUCAGGGACCAUCAUCCCACCAGCCCGUUACUGCGCAAGUACCUGCGGAAGCAAGGCACGUCAUUCCAGGAUAGAUUAGACAUGCUUCUCUUCCCACGUUUUGUCUAG